UUGGCGUGUUCCACUCGAGCGUCUUCAUUUUGCGCUGCUUCAGCCUCCCGCUCCACCGGAUUGCGCGGGGAAAUGUUGUGUUUUACAAAACGGAGCAGAGGAGGAUCCGGACCGACCGGUCGCGAACGAAGCAUCUGAAACUGGAUACACGCCGAAAAGAAUCGCAACAUGAAGCGGUGAUGAACGCUACGACGCCCUGGCAGGAGCCCGGGGAGCCGCUUUAUAGACGCUCUGCCCGGAACACGUGCACGUGUAGUCGAGUAUUUGUAGAAGAAGCCCGGAUAACGGAGGCGGACGAGCUCGGAGUUGUUGUUGUUGUUGUUAUUCUUUUUUUGUUAUUAUUUAUUCCUCGUUUUCGGGAGACCCGCCACCGGGCAUGGAGGAUGUAAAAGACCCGCCGACCGUCCACCGGUCCUCCUCCUUCAGCAUCAAGAGCCUCCUGCUGCCCUCCAAGUGCGACAGACCGGACUCUGUUGCCGCCGCCGCCGCCGCCGCAGCCGCCGCCGCCGCCGCGGUCGCCGGCAUCCACGGGACCCUCUCUCCCUCCCCGGGCUCCGACUCGGAGAAGUCGCUGGACCCACCGGAGGUGGACUCCACGGCUGCGGCUCUGGACCCGGAGAAACCGGGCAAGGAGGAGCAGGGGGAAGAGGAGGAGGACGGAGGAGGAGGCGGAGGAGGGGACGGCGCCAAGGCCACACAGGAGCAGAAUACUAACGGUAACAAUAGCGGGAAAAACGGGAAAUACGACAAGCCUCCGUUCAGCUACAACGCCCUGAUCAUGAUGGCCAUCAGGCAGAGCCCCGAGAAGCGGCUCACGCUGAACGGCAUUUACGAGUUUAUCAUGAAAAACUUCCCCUAUUACCGCGAGCACAAGCAGGGCUGGCAGAACUCCAUCCGGCACAACCUGAGCCUCAAUAAGUGCUUCGUUAAGGUGCCCAGGCACUACGACGACCCGGGGAAGGGGAACUACUGGAUGCUGGACCCGAGCAGCGACGACGUUUUCAUCGGGGGAACUACCGGGAAGCUCCGCCGGCGCUCCGCCACCUCCCGGGGCAAGCUGGCGAUGAAGCGCGGGCUGCGCUUCGCUCCUCUCGGCCUGGGGAUUAACGAGCGGGCGAACAACCCGCUCUACUGGCAGAUUUCCCCGUUCCUCUCCCUGCACCAUCACCACCACCAUCACCCGCACUACAACGGAUCCUCACCGGGGUUUUUGAACCAGGCGGCCGGCUACGGGUCGCUACUGCCCGCGGUGGAGCAGUUGAGCAACGGGGACCUGGGGCGGUCCAUCCUCGGCGGGUCGGCCGCCGGGGCGCUGGGCUUGACGAACAGUUAUGGGAUGAGCACAUCGCCGGUCGGACUGCUCUCCGGGCAGACUGCCGGGUAUUUUGUCUCAGGGACCCAACACGCUGCUGCGGCGGCACCGGGGCCGCCGGGAGGAGGACCGCCGCCCCCGCCGCCGCCUCCGCCGCCGCAUCUCCAGCAGGGCGCACCCGGCUUCGGCGGCCUGGCGACCGGCAGCUCCCCGCAGUCCCUGCUAUCGGACUCCCUCAGAAACAGCUCCCUACCGGCCUUCUCCCCGGGCGUGUCCGCGGGGUUUCCCGGGAUGCUUUCCCAUCAAAAGAGGGUGACCCCAAACGCUUUCCUAAACUGAACUCCCCCUUCCAUCACCAUCACCUCUUCAUCGAUGGCACCGGGACGAGGACGCACAACAGACGUCGUGUUGAGGGCGAAAAAAAAAAAGAACAAAAAAGUGGUAAAUAUCAAACACUGAUCGCAAAAAAAUCUCUAUGAAGUGAAACUUUUUGGCCAUAUUCUGCCCCGAGGCGCUUCGGGGUUAUUUUGAUUAUUUUGUUCGCAUCCUAUUGAAAAAGGGACAAACUUUUGUUACCCGCGGGUUGUACAACUGUAAACUAGACUUGCCAAAGGUAACUAACGCUAUAAGUAUAUUUCAAGCUAUUUAUAUCUUGUACAAAGAUUUUCAGUACUUUCUUUGAGUCCUUUAUUUAUGUUUUGUAUUUAUUGUACAAUGUAUUUAAAUUCUAUU
Messenger RNA from Xiphias gladius (swordfish), 2044 nucleotides. It is a transcript of the gene foxg1b, whose product is annotated as forkhead box G1b. The coding region runs from base 377 to 1651 and encodes 424 amino acids. The transcript is spliced from 2 exons. Gene Ontology annotation, molecular function: DNA-binding transcription factor activity; sequence-specific double-stranded DNA binding. Lineage: Eukaryota; Metazoa; Chordata; Actinopteri; Istiophoriformes; Xiphiidae. Gene Ontology annotation, cellular component: nucleus. Gene Ontology annotation, biological process: regulation of transcription by RNA polymerase II. The record is from RefSeq and is a predicted model, not a curated record.